AUGAAGGUCGUGACAUCACACAGGAAGAAGCUAGCCGAAGAACAAACCCUCUAUCAAGCUGGUCCAUCCCGUCAAGUCGUGGCGUCUCGCCUACGAACGUUCUACUUUGUAUUUAUGACGACUGUGUUUACUGCUGCUACAUUACUUCCAUUCAGAAUUAGUUCCAUUAUAAUGAGCUUCAGCGAUCAUCAUGAGAUUUUCAAUCCAUUGAUAACGGUCACGGUAUUACCACAAUAUCGUUGUCGUCCAAUUCGUCAACUACUGAGCAAUACUACAAGAAGCGAAACGAAACCAACUGAUCUGUGA
Messenger RNA from Cooperia oncophora, 306 nucleotides. The record is from the annotation of a GenBank genome assembly. NCBI's taxonomy places the organism in Eukaryota, Metazoa, Nematoda, Chromadorea, Rhabditida, Trichostrongylidae.